GCCACUCGCCCGCCACACACCCUGCCAGCAUAAGCUGCCAUCAUGGUGAAGCUCGCAAAGGCUGGUAAAAAUCAAAGUGACCCCAAGAAAAUGGCUCCUCCCCCAAAAGAGGUAGAAGAAGACAGUGAAGAUGAGGAAAUGUCAGAAGAUAAAGAUGAUGAAAGCAGUGGAGAAGUGGUUAUCAUUCCUCAGAAAAAAGGCAAGAAGGCUACCACCACUCCAGCAAAGAAUGUGAUGGUUUCCCCAACAAAAAAAGUCACAGUUGCCACACCAGCCAAGAAAGCAGUUGUUACCCCUGGCAAAAAGGCAGUGGCUACACCAGCCAAAAAGACCGUUGCACCUGCCAAAGCAGUAGCAACACCUGGCAAGAAGGGAGCCACACCAGGCAAGGCAUUGGUAGCAACCCCUGGUAAGAAAGGAGCAGCCACCCCAGCCAAGGGAGCAAAGAACGGUAAGAAUGCUAAGAAGGAAGACAGUGAUGAGGAAGAAGAUGAUGACAGUGAAGAGGAGGACGAGGAAGAUGAGGAUGAGGAUGAAGAUGAGGAUGAAUUUGAGCCAGCGGUGAUGAAUGCAGCUGCUGCUGCCACUGCCUCCGAUGAUGAGGAUGAUGAUGAGGAGGAAGAAGAUGAAGACAAUGAGGAGGAUGAUGAAGAUGAGGAUGAAGAUGACUCUGAAGAAGAAGCUAUGAAGACUACACCAGCCAAAGGGAAGAAAGCCCCUGCAAAAGCUGUUCCUGUGAAGGCCAAGAGCACAGCUGAGGACGAAGAUGAAGAGGAUGAUGAUGAGGAUGAAGAUGAUGAGGAGGAGGAUGAGGAAGAUGAGGGUGAGGAGGAGGAGGAAGAUGAGGAGGAGGAGGAGGAGGAGGAAGAAGAUGAAGACCCUGUUAAAGAAGCACCUGGAAAACGAAAGAAGGAAAUGGCCAAACAGAAAGCAGCUCCUGAAGCCAAGAAGCAGAAAGUAGAAGCUACAGAACCAACUACAUCAUUCAAUCUUUUUGUUGGAAACCUGAACUUCAGCAAAUCUGCUUCUGAAUUAAAAACAGGCAUCAGUGACCUUUUUGCUAAUAAUGAUCUUGCUGUUGUGGAUGUCAGAAUUGGUGUGUCUAGGAAGUCUGGCUAUGUGGAUUUUGAAUCUGCAGAAGACCUGGAAAAAGCUUUGGAGCUCACUGGUUUGAAAGUCUUUGGCAAUGAAAUUAAACUAGAAAAACCAAAGGGAAAAGACAGUAAGAAAGAUCGAGAUGUGAGAACACUUCUGGCUAAAAAUCUGCCUUACAAAGUUACUCAGGAUGAAUUAAAAGAAGUAUUUGAAGAUGCUGUGGAGAUCAGAUUAGUCAGCAAGGAUGGAAAGAGCAAAGGGAUUGCUUACAUUGAAUUUAAGACAGAAGCUGAUCCAGAAAAAACACUGGAAGAAAAGCAGGGAACAGAGAUAGAUGGGCGGUCUAUUUCCCUGUACUACACUGGAGAGAAGGGUCAAAGUCAAGACUAUAGAGGUGGAAAGAAUAGCACUUGGAGUGGUGAAUCAAAAACACUGGUUUUAAGCAACCUUUCUUACAGUGCAACAGAAGAAACCCUUCAGGAAGUAUUUGAGAAGGCAACUUUUAUUAAAGUGCCCCAGAACCAAAAUGGCAAAUCUAAAAGGUAUGUAUUUAUAGAAUUUGCUUCAUUUGAAGAUGCUAAAGAAGCUUUAAAUUCCUGUAAUAAAAGGGAAAUUGAGGGCAGAGCAAUCAGACUGGAGUUGCAAGGACCCAGAGGAUCACCCAAUGCCAGAAGCCAGCCUUCCAAAAUUUUUGUCAAAGGUCUGUCUGAGGAUACCACAGAAGAAACACUAAAGGAGUCGUUUGAUGGCUCUGUUCGGGCAAGGAUAGUCACUGACCGGGAGACUGGGUCCUCUAAAGGGUUUGGUUUUGUAGACUUCAACAGUGAGGAAGAUGCCAAAGCUGCCAAGGAGGCCAUGGAAGAUGGUGAAAUUGAUGGAAACAAAGUUACUUUGGACUGGGCCAAGCCUAAGGGUGAAGGUGGCUUUGGAGGCCGAGGUGGUGGCAGAGGAGGCUGAGGUGGAUUUGGUGGCAAAGGCUGGGGAGGCUUUGGAGGGCGAGGAGGCUUCUGAGGAAGCAGAGGAGGAGGGGGAGACCACAAGCCACAAGGAAAGAAGACGAAGUUUGAAUAG
Molecule: messenger RNA, 2166 nt
Organism: Enhydra lutris kenyoni (northern sea otter)
Lineage: Eukaryota; Metazoa; Chordata; Mammalia; Carnivora; Mustelidae
Product: nucleolin-like
Cellular component (GO): ribonucleoprotein complex; cytoplasm; nucleus
Molecular function (GO): mRNA binding
Source: RefSeq, a predicted model, not a curated record